Molecule: messenger RNA, 738 nt
Organism: Sphenostylis stenocarpa
Lineage: Eukaryota; Viridiplantae; Streptophyta; Magnoliopsida; Fabales; Fabaceae
Source: the annotation of a GenBank genome assembly
AUGGCUUCAACUCAACCCAACAACUUUUUCUACCCACAUAUUCCUCCUCCUCCGUCACCAUCACAACCCUUCAAUCCUCCACCACCACCUUCACAUUCCUUCAACCCACCGCCUCCUUCACGCUUCUUUAACCCUCCACCACCACCCCUUAAUCCACUUUCUCCUCCUCUACCUUUUGGAUCGCCGCCGCCGCCGCCACCGUCACCUCGUCCAUUUUCUCCUCCACCCCCGAAGGUGCGGCCACCACCGCCACCUCGUCCCGUUCGUCCUUCUCCACCGCCACCACCUCGUCCUGUUCGUCCUCCUCCCCUUCCCCCUGCCCCUCUUCCACCUUCACCCUCUCCGAACAACCCCACAAUCAUAAUAGUCGUGGUUGUCUCAUUGGGUGGUCUCUUGUUGCUCUCAAUGCUCGCUUUCGCUCUAUUCUGCUGCGUUCAGAAGAGGAAGAAGAAGAAGAAUACGCAAGAAACCGAGGUCAUUCACUUUGAUGAGCACAAAACGAUCAAAGAAACGAUCGUACCUGGUCCUUUUGGACGCAAUACAGUGGUGGUAACUGUUGAAGAUGAUGUGCAUGUCGACGAAGAAAUCAAGAAGAGUGAGAAAGUUGGUCACGGUUUGCAUGCCAAGUCAUCUUCUUCACCUGAAGCAGAUCAAGGUACUUCUAGCAGCAUUGUUGAGUUGGCAACUACUCCUCCUACUGCACCUGAACAUCAUCACCAGCUUCAAAACAAGCCAUGA